Lytechinus pictus (painted urchin) is the source of this 2445-nucleotide messenger RNA. Its product is annotated as glutathione S-transferase theta-1-like. Gene Ontology annotation, cellular component: cytoplasm. The coding region runs from base 582 to 1262 and encodes 226 amino acids. Gene Ontology annotation, biological process: glutathione metabolic process. NCBI's taxonomy places the organism in Eukaryota, Metazoa, Echinodermata, Echinoidea, Temnopleuroida, Toxopneustidae. Gene Ontology annotation, molecular function: glutathione transferase activity. The record is from RefSeq and is a predicted model, not a curated record. The transcript has 5 exons.
GGAUCGAACUCAAACUGUGCGCAAACGAUCCAUAACCAGUGAUUUCUUUCCUUCUUUUGUUUUAAGUAUUCCAUGAUCGAAUGCGUAUUGAGGGGAAACCACGCUGGUCGGGUGGGGGCGAGUGCUGAAACCACAUACCUGACGCCAGGAGUAUCGCUGAAAAAACGAAGGGAGAUUAAUAGCGUUUAGCUUCUUUAGUUUUUCUUGGGAAUACUAUUGUUGCUUCUUCGCCAUCCUCCCUUUGCCCUUCGUCGGUCUCCCCCCCCUUCACCUUUGCCUUUUGCAACCCCUGAAUGUAUAGCGCCCAGGGUAUCUUGCAAAGCCCUUUGAUACGCCAUUGAUUUGAGGAUGUAUUGUCAAUAUUUUCACGUAAUUUGUUUACUUUAUAAAGGUCAAUAUCGUUCACGAGCCCGUUUCUCUUCAGAAGAUAAAUAUCUUUAUCACUGCGACAAAGACAAGAGAGUCCAUAGCAGUGUCAUAUUCUGGAAUUGUUCUUUUCCAUCCACAUUCGAAGGCUUGAUUGCGAGCAAUUAAUCCGGAGACACUCAGUUAUAGCACUUUUGCCACGAUCAAGAUUAACCAUGGUUGUCAAGGUUUACGUCGAUCUCCUUUCGCAGCCUUGCCGCGCUCUUGUCAUCUUCCUCAAGAACACCAAAAUCCCGUUCGAAAUUGAGAAAGUAAAUUUGAAGGCUGGAGAACAUAGGAAACCUGACUUUGUAAAGAUAACCCCUCUCUGCACUGUUCCAGCUAUCCAAGAUGGUGACUUCAGCCUGGGAGAAACAGUGGCGAUUAUCAAGUACCUGGCGACCAAGUAUGCAGACCUAGUCCCUGACCACUGGUACCCGAAGGAUCUGGAGAAAAGAGCCAGAGUUGAUGAAUACAUGGCAUUUCAUCAUACAGGAACAAGAGGGGGAUGUUGUGGAAUCUUCAUCAGUGAGGUUCUCAUCCCAUUGUUUUCGGAAGGGAAAGAGCAUGCAUCGGAGGAAAGGUUGAAAAGAGAUACAGAGAAUUUGACCAAACAACUUGAUAAGCUGGAGAAUGCUUUCUUACAGGACAAUGACUGGUUGGUCGGAGUUGACAUCUCUGUGGCGGAUGUGCUUGCCGUUUCCGAGAUGAUGCAAAAUACCAUAAACGGACGUGACGUCACAGAGGGGCGACCGAAGCUCAGAGCUUUCGUAGAUCGGGUGAAGAAUCGUCUUAACCCAACCUUUGAUGAAGUCCACGAAGUCUUGUAUGCAAGGAGGGAUAGCUACGAGAAAUAAAUUUUCUUCAUAACAUUUGUUUUGAAUAAAUUCAAGAAGCUUUGCUUGGCAUCAGAAAUUAUUAUCACCCCUCCCCCCCCUCUCUCUCUCUCUCUCUCUCUUCCUCUAUAAACUUUUUUUUCUGUCUUUUCUUCUCUGUAUCCCUGUCUCUCCCUCCAAAUGUCUCUUUCUGUCCCUGGAUAAUUAUAUUGAACACUGCUGAAAUACAUCCAAUUGCCAUAUCUUUUAUUGCAAAGAACCAUUUUCGUCGACUUUUUAAUAGACCAGAUUGUCAACUUCAUUUCCAUGAAACGAUGCAUCACAUUAUGUAACCAUUUAGUAAAUAGUAAUGAGGUGAAAUACUGGUAAAAUACUAAUCGAGGUUAGCCCCAAUAUAUAAUGCAAUAGUAUUAAUAAUUUAAAACAAUAAUUUCAGCUAAUGUCAGUAAGUACAAUCAUCAUCUUCAGUAUUAAUUCUACUUAUUAUUGGUUCAGAUAAUUGUCAUCUUUAACGAACGUAUUUCAAAAAUUAACAGUAUACAUAUAUCUUCUGUAUUCACCAAAAUUAUGCACUCUAAAAAAUAUUGGGUAAAAAUGCUCCAUGAGGGUAAUUAUUAAACAUUGGGCAUUUCUUUUGGGCAUUUUUAUUUAUCCUGUGUGAUGCAAAUGUUGCCCAUUCUAAAGUAAUUGCUGCUUAUUUGUAACCUUACUGGACAAUAUGCUUCCCGCAUUGGGUCAAAUACUGCCCAAAAAUUGGUUGGAAACAUAAUUACCCUUGUGCUGGUUAAGAUUUUACCCAAUAUUUUUUUACAGUGUACAGAAAGUACUUGUUUAGGCAGUGUAUACAAGCAUCUAAUUAGUUAUAUUCCUCCAACAGCAUUAUUUUGAACAAUUUUCUAGAUAUUAUGCUUCGGAUGUUUUUUAUUUAUAUCACUUGCAGAUAAAUUUCUUAAAAUAGGGUAAAAAAAGAAAUUGAUAUUGUUUCGCUAAUUUGUUGUUAAGAUUCACAUUUCGCUUUUUUUUUUGUUCCUUGAUUGUAGCGAUAGUCAAUAAUGUAAAAUAAUCAACAAAUCUAUGCAGAAACAGAUUAUGAAUUAAAUCGUGCAUAAUAAACUCCUAUCAAAAUAUUUGCUUGAUUUGUACGCCAGUAGAUCGGAAACGUGUGUUUAUGGACAAAUAAAGUGAGAUUGUUUUAAUUUAUGAA